Molecule: messenger RNA, 600 nt
Organism: Lottia gigantea (owl limpet)
Lineage: Eukaryota; Metazoa; Mollusca; Gastropoda; Lottiidae
Exons: 6
Coding region: 5-583 (192 amino acids)
Biological process (GO): cell-matrix adhesion
Cellular component (GO): extracellular region; lysosome
Molecular function (GO): calcium ion binding
Source: RefSeq, a predicted model, not a curated record
CAACAUGUUAAGGUGGUUGGUUUGUUUCUCUCUUCUUGUUUGUGUUAUGUCUCAGACACCAAGGCCAUGUGAAAGUCCGAAGGCGUGGGAAGGAGAUGUACACACUUUUGACGAGUCCAAAAAAUUUAGAAGAAAUGCCCGAAUCACCUAUGAUGAAGAAAACAUAAGAAUCAGAGAAGUAGAAGAACUGGCUAUUGGAUCUAAAGAUGAUUUCUUUGAUGUUAUCAGACUCUAUAGGGAGGGUGUUGAAUAUCGCUUAAAUUUAAGAACCAAGGUAUGCAACGUCACAACUUUAACUCGACAUUUUGUUCCCAUUGGGUUCCCACCAAAUGCAAACUUCAGUGAUUCUUUUGUCAUUGGGAUAUCAGGGUUUCAGGAUGAAGAAGUGAGUGCCAUAUCUUUUGAUGGUGUUUUUGAAGGUGUACAAUUCUAUGGUAUUGUAACAACCCCAGAUUGCUAUCCUGUUCAUCUGACCACUCAAAGUCAACAAUUCGGUUUAGCACAAAGUCAAUAUUAUAAUAUUAAAGCUGGAAUACCAGAUCCUAAUGUGUUCAUACCACCUCCUGAAUGUACUCGUAAAUAAAUGUAAUCUCGUCAAGC